AUCAAGGACGAUAGCGAAGGCCACCUGAUAUACAAACUGAAGGAUGUUCUGAUGGAUAGAUUCGAAAUUAUAAGCACCCUUGGUGAAGGAACAUUUGGGAAGGUGGUUGAGUGCAAAGAUAGAAGCAGUGGCGACAGAGUAGCCCUGAAGAUCAUAAAGAACGUGGACAAGUAUAGGGAAGCAGCGAAACUUGAAAUCAAUGUCCUCAAGAAGAUUGCCGAGAAGGACCCGCUCGCUGAGUUUUCUUGUGUACGCUUGCUGUCACAUUUCGACUUCUGCGGCCACAUCUGCCUCACUUUCAGCCUGCUCGGAUUAUCUGUUUUUGACUUUCUCAAGGAGAACAGCUACCAGGCCUACCCAAUGGAGCAGGUUCGACACAUCUCAUACCAGCUCGUCAGAUCCGUCAAAUUUCUGCACGACAAUCAUCUGACGCACACGGAUUUGAAGCCGGAGAACAUACUGUUCGUCAACUCGGACUUUACGACGUCCACCAAUCCAAAGAAGAAGAAACCAAUAAAAACGGUGAAAAAUUCUGAAAUAAGGUUGAUAGAUUUUGGCUCGGCGACAUUCGACGACGAGCACCAUAGUACAGUUGUGUCGACCAGGCACUACAGAGCGCCUGAAGUCAUCCUCGAGAUCGGUUGGAACCAGGCAUGUGAUGUUUGGAGCAUGGGCUGCAUCAUUUUUGAACUUUAUACUGGCUUCACGCUCUUUCAGACCCAUGACAAUCGUGAACAUCUGGCCAUGAUGGAAAGGGUCCUCGGUUCAAUUCCUUACAGAAUCGCUAAAAAAACAAAGACUGGUUAUUUUUGGCACGGUCGCCUUGAUUGGAACUAUCACAGUGUAGCUGGAAAGUUCGUUCGUGAGAUGUGUCAACCGCUCUAUCGCUACAUGGCGUGUGACCAGUUGGAGCACCGCCAGCUGUUUGAUCUGAUCGAGAAGAUGCUAGAGUACGACCCGAACGAUCGAGUCACUCUCACCGACGCCAUCAAACACCCCUUCUUCGACACACUCCCUCCCCUUCAAACUUCCUCCACACCCGCGCCCCUGGCCAACAACUCAGCCCACCAAAAAGAUAGGACCAGUCGGUGA
Messenger RNA from Helobdella robusta, 1092 nucleotides. RefSeq lists its product as hypothetical. Gene Ontology annotation, cellular component: nucleus. NCBI's taxonomy places the organism in Eukaryota, Metazoa, Annelida, Clitellata, Rhynchobdellida, Glossiphoniidae. The record is from RefSeq and is a predicted model, not a curated record. The annotation marks the transcript as partial. Gene Ontology annotation, biological process: protein phosphorylation. The transcript has 12 exons. Gene Ontology annotation, molecular function: ATP binding; protein kinase activity.